AUGACCGAUUCUGUUACAGACUGUAAGACAUGUAAAGAAUGUAAUAAUGAAUAUUAUGAAUACGGAUGGUGCAAUAAUUGCUAUGCCAAAAGAUUCCAGCAAGACUUUGAAAACUGGACGAGUGGUAACGACGUCGUAGACAAAUUUAUUCAGGGCAAUCAACUUAAAGCAACUAGUUUUACCACGUUCAUCGAAUGGAUCCCCUUUGAAAAGUUCAAGGAUGUGACAUAUUUAUCUAAAGGGGGAUUUGGCUCAGUUUCUAAAGCAGUAUGGCCAGAAGGUUACAUCAUCGGCUGGAAUAAGGAAUUGAUUAGAAUUCCUAAUGUGAAUGUUUGUUUGAAGCGUCUCGAUAAUUCUGCUAAUAUUUCUCCGGAAUUUUUACAAGAGGUUCAGAAUCAGCUAAAGCUUCGAGCGACAAGUGCCACCGUUCCUGUUUAUGGAUUGAGCAGAGACCCUGUAUCCAACGAUUAUGUUAUAGUCACAAGCUAUUCCGAAUACCAAAGUCUCAGAGAUAUGACUGUGAAAUCAUAUGACAAGUUCGAUUGCCACACUAAGAUGAAAGACCUAUUCUAUCUCACCAAAUGUCUAAGUGAAAUACAUGAAGCCGGAUUAGUUCAUGGAAAUCUACAUCCUGGCAAUGUAAUUUGUUAUGGAAAAGCAAACCUAUGCCUUUCUGAUCUUGGAUUAAACAAGCCAGCAUCAGAUAAAAGGCCAACUGCAAAAGAGUUGGUUAAUGCCUAUGAUCAAUGGAACACUAGUAAAGUUUGCUAUGAUUAUGGUGAAACUACCGAAUUACAUUAUCAAAUCGAAGAAACCAAACUCUUAUACAUGAAACAAGAGUAUCCUAUAUAUGACUCAGCGAAUGUCAAAGUUCACCCACAGGCUUUAUAUACUAGUCGCCCCUUGAGUAUUCAUAGUUCUUGA
Molecule: messenger RNA, 924 nt
Organism: Acaulospora morrowiae
Lineage: Eukaryota; Fungi; Glomeromycota; Glomeromycetes; Diversisporales; Acaulosporaceae
Source: the annotation of a GenBank genome assembly